UAUUACGAUGAUCACAUUGGAACUUAUAAAGAACGCUUUAUGCCGAAUACAAAUAAUAGUGUUGCCUUCCAAAGCAGGCCCUUACAUCUCAAAUGACUACUGAGUUUAAAAGAAAUUUUCUGUGAUGAGUAAUUCUACGUUGGAUGUCAGUCGAGGCUGAAACUGUCUAUCUUAUGACAGUGACAGACAAAAAAACGCGAUAGUGGAGACGCGAGUCUUGCAUUUUGGUUUGAUAACUCUCAUCUAGAUUGAUAGAUUGAUACCUUAAAAAUCUUUCGAAAGCGUUUGAGUGAAUUCACUAAUAAAUAUAAUUUGAAGAUGACUCUGCUUAAAGUCAUACUUUCAGAACACUCGUAGAACUAUUCUCAAUCCCAUUUUCAUAAGAUUCGCUAAUUACCUAAUGGAUUAUCUCAGGAAAACUGUUUCUACUUUUAUAUAAAAGAAUAACUCAGCUGUAGCAUUAGAUGCUUUGAUUGCAUGUUGUUGCAUCAUUAAUUACUUCAUUUUCUUUGCCUUUCCACCAUUCUUGUGCUGCAUCUAUCAUCUAUGAUCACCACAGGUAGUAGUAGCAAACGGGUUUGAUCAGGUCAUUGACUAGAUAGCUUACGACAUUAAUAUUAUCAAAUUUGAUUUUUUAAAAAUUCAGUUCUUACUCAAACGCGCAGGAAGAUAGUUGUGGGGAGAAGCUGUGUAUUUUUUAGUGAUUUUGAAAAUGAGGAAAUUAUUUAUAGUUUAUUGGCUUUCUUUAAGCGUCUUAUUACGCUUAAGUGGCGCUGCGAUUAUUGAGGAUUCAAAACAUUUUCAACAAUUCAAGUUAGUUUAUAAUAAGCACUAUGGAUCUGAUGCUGAAGAGCGUAAAAGGGAACGUAUAUUUCUGAAGCAUUUUGCAUUUAUCGAAGAACAUAAUCAGAACUUUACGAAAGGACUGAGCAACUUUGAAUUGGGUAUAAAUGAGUAUGCGGAUUUGAGCGAAGAGGAGUUUGCGAGCACCAUGAGUGGCAGCGAUGAGAUCUUUGAUAUUCCAAGUAUUUUUAAACAAGGCGCCAACUUUAUACCACCAGCCAAUGUCGAGUUGCCCGAUGCGGUGGAUUGGCGUGUAUUGGGCGCUGUCACCGAGGUCAAGAAGCAAGGCCGCUGCAGUUCCUGUUGGGCUUUUGCCGCCAUCGGUGCACUGGAGGGUCAACAUUUUCGUAAAACUUCGAAGCUGGUAUCGCUCUCGGAACAGAACCUAAUAGACUGCACGAUUACAUAUGGAAACAAGGGUUGUCAGGGUGGAAAUAAGGAACGCAGUUUCCUCUAUAUACGCGACAAUGGUGGCAUCAACUCGGCCGCUGUGUAUCCGUAUCGCGCCCAACUGGACGCGGAGUGUUUGUUCGAUCCGUCUGCGAUUGUGGCGAAAAGCAAAGGUUUUGUCAAAAUUGCCGCCGACGAUGAGUAUGCGCUAAUGGCUGCUGUGGCUACAGUGGGACCAAUUUCGGUUAAAAUCAAUAUGAAAUGUCUGCGCAAACAAUUCUAUAGACAGGGUGUCUUCAACGACGCGCUUUGUGAGGAGCGUAAACCGAAUCAUGCUAUGUUAUUGGUAGGGGAUGGUCGGGAUAAUACCACGAAUAAGGACUAUUGGAUAUUGAAGAAUUCGUGGGGUGUUAGUUGGGGUAUGGAUGGUUAUAUAAAUGUGCCACGUCAUGUCAACUAUGGCGGUAUUGCGAUGGGUCCCAGUUACCCGUUGGUUUGAGUAUUGAGUAUAAAAAAUAUCUGUUUGGAAUGAACUUUUGAGAAAAUAAAAAAAAAAUUAUAAAUAAAUUUGAUAUAAAAUUGUGAAUAAUCUUUUAUCGGCAGGAAAACCUCUAUACAUAUAAAUCUGAAAUGUAGCUUUAGACUUCGAAGCCAAGACAUAGCCAUGUGAGUUACUAGAGUGUUGUCAUUCUUUUUCCUUAGAUUAAUUCGAUAGUUCGAUCCUACCAACAAUACAACUUUCAGAAAAAACAACCAAAUGAGAACCUCGAAAAUAUCUUCCGUAUUGCUCAAUACCUUGACGCGAGAAAAGUAAAGUACCGCUUACGAAUUUACUAAAUGAUCAAAUGUGUGUUCAAGAUCACUCCAUACCUCUUUCCGAAGCUCGCGAAAGCAAAAAGAAACCCUAAGAAAAAUUAAACGAGUCUGGGAUUCACAUCUGAUUUGUCAGUAAACAUACAAAUACAUAAUAUGAAUGAAAUAAAGUUAUUUAUUCAAAUGUGUGUAUAUAAUCAUAUAUAUUUAAACUGAUAAGUCUGUGUUUAAAUAAUAUUCUCUGUCUUC
Molecule: messenger RNA, 2295 nt
Organism: Zeugodacus cucurbitae (melon fly)
Lineage: Eukaryota; Metazoa; Arthropoda; Insecta; Diptera; Tephritidae
Product: procathepsin L-like
Exons: 4
Coding region: 713-1732 (339 amino acids)
Biological process (GO): immune response
Cellular component (GO): lysosome
Molecular function (GO): cysteine-type endopeptidase activity
Source: RefSeq, a predicted model, not a curated record